GGGGACAUUCUUGCGUGCGUGUGGGGAUACUUUGGGGUUCCCUUGAGUUUAGGGGGCACCUUGGGAUUUUGGUUUCCGUUCUGUUGUAGUGUGGAAGGUUCGGUUGUGUUGUAGGGGAUCUCCUGUGUGGAUUGGGGUAUUUGGUGGGUAUAAUAUUUGGGGAGCCACGGAGAGACUGAGAAGCAAAGAAAAGAGUCCAAGAGUACCAAUUCUGGACCCAGAAUGCGUGGGCUUUCGGCUCUCCCGACUUCCUACCUGAUUGUCUCCGGACACGGGAUUUAACCUUUCUGUGUCUCAUCUGGAAGCUGGAGUUGUUAAAACAGUACCCAGUAAGCUGCCAGCGAGCAUGCCAUAAGCUCGUGUGUGCUUAUUAACAUUUUGUAAGGUUUCUUUGGGAGUAUUUUGGAGGUUCUUUUGGCUUUUGAGAAAUAUCUAGUUUGGGAUUAGUUUUAUGUGUUAACGGAGCUUUUAUGCUUUAGUGAGUUGUCUUGCGGUUGGGGGGCUUCUGUGGAAUUAGGGAAUACAUGUGGAGGUUUAGAAAGAGUUUGAGGUGAGUAUAGGAUUUCAGGAAACUGGUCUUUGGGGUCAUCUGUGAGGUUGGGAAAUUGCUGUGUGUGUUUGAGUUCUUGGUUAGGCAUGGGAUCUGUGAGGGGUUCGUUGAGAUUGAGGCUUUCUGUGCUGGAGGGGAUAUUUUUAGGUUGGGAAGUUUAAAGCAGGAUUUGAGAGGGUCUGGAUAUUUUACAUCAGGAUACAUUUGCAUCUAUAGAGAAUGAAUGGCCUUUGAUGUGGUAGCUUCUAUUCCUGGACAUUUUAGAUGUGUUGGUGGUUGGUAAACUUAGCCUUCUGUAGGUUUUAGGGGCUGUGUGGUAUUUUUGUUGUUGUUGUUGUUUUAAGCAAGAAACUGGCAUUUCAGCAGGGGCUGUAAGUAUUGGGGUAGGUGGGAUUGGGGAUUAUGGGGGGCAAGGAUUUUUAGGAUUAGGACUUUCUGUUUCUGGGGUCUGUGGAUGUUUGGAGGCUGUCUAGAUCUUGAACGGUGUCUACAGGGCUAUGAAGUAAAUGGUGAUUUAGUGGUGUCUGUGGUAUUGCCUGAAUUUAGAGGGACCAUAUAUACUGCAGAGGUCAGCAAACUUUUUCCAUAAAGGGCCAGAUAAUGAGUAUUUUAGGCUUUGCAGGCCAUAUGUUCUCUGUUGCCACUACUCAACUCUGCCAUGAUAGCAUGAAAGCAGUCAUAAACAAAUGAACAUGUUUCAAUAAAACUUCAUUUGCAGAGGCAGGCAGUGGGCCAGAUUUGGCCUGUGGCUCUUAAAAUAGUCUGAACAGGAGUCAGCAAACUACUUUUACCAGUCAGUAAGCAUGUGGGAGUUUCGACAUUUGAAGCGUAUUUUGUUGUUUUUGUUUGUUUGUUUGUUUUGUUUUUUUAAUUUAUUUUUCUUUUUGGCUGCGCUGGGUCUUCGUUGCUGCACACGGGCUUUCUCUAGUUGCGGCGAGCGGGGGCUACUCUUCGUAGCAGUGCGUGGGCUUCUCAUUGUGGUGGCUUCUCUUGUUGUGGAGCACAGGCUCUAGGCACACGGGCUCAGCAGUUGUGGCACGCGGGCUGAGUAGUUGUGGCGCACGGGCUUAGUUGCUCCACGGCAUGUGGGAUCUUCCCAGACCAGGGAUCGAACCCGUGUCCCCUGCAUUGGCAGGCGGAUUCUUAACCACUGGGCCACCAGGGAAGCCCUGAAGGGUAUUUUGGUUUCAAGAUGUCUGGAGGGAAAUGGGCCAGGGAAGGAUUGAGACUGAGGGAUUGAGGCUGUUGGUCCUGCAGUGGAACGUGGUCGUGUCAGAGUCAUUAGCAAAAUUGCUUCCAGAUUAGAUCACGCACACAAAGUCAUUGCAAGAUAAAACGGUCACUGUUACAAGCCCUAAAUUGAAAAGUCUGGAAAACAAGUUUGAGGGCCUGGUGUUACACUAUGUGGCCUGUGGAGCCCCCCACCGCCAUUCAGGUCCUGAGAUGUGGUGAACCCCUGCCUGUCUGCCACCAUUCCCCAGAAUGGACCGAGGGGGCCUCCUUCCCUUCCAGCUGUGGUGCCCCCGGCCCUUUGGCACCUACUCCCAGAACCAGCCGCGCCCACCUUCCGCAGCCCUCAAGCCGUCGGCCUGCCCUGAGCCAGGCGGGGGGCCGGAGCCAGACCGUGGCCCUGCCCACUCAGAAAACACACCCCCAGCCUUGGCCACGGAGGCUCCCGCCUCCCAGCCUGCCCCGCUCCUUUCAGCAGCCGCUGCCGGCGAUGAGGGUCGAGUCCUGCUGGACACGUGGUAUGUUAUCAAGCCCGGGAAUACAAAGGAGAAGGUGGCCUUCUUUGUGGCCCACCAGUGCGGUGGAGGCAGCCGGGCCAGCUCCAUGAAGGUCAAGGGGCACUGGGGCAGUGACAGCUCCAAGGCCAAGCGGAGGAGGCGCUGUCUUGAGCCUACGAAGGCUCCUCCGGACCCAGGGGGACAAGACGGCUCCCCUGCUGCUGAGGGGGCCCCAGCCUCAGCCAGUGAGGAUGUGGACCUGCUCUCUGUGGCCGAGAUGGUGGCCCUGGUGGAGCAGCGGGCCGCCCUGGCCCUGCAGAGCUACCCGCGCCCGAGCACCCCGGCGCCUGUGGUCUACGUGUCGGCCGAGCAGGGUGGGCCUGCCAAGGGGCUGGGGUCCGAACGGCGGUCUGGUGGCGGGGACUGCAGCCGUGUGGCGGAGGCCGUGGCCCACUUCGAGGCGCAGCGGGACAACCCUCCGGCCAAAGGCCUCCGCAAGGAGGAGCGGCCCGGGCCAGGCCCCGGGGAGGUGCGCAUCGCCUUCCGGAUCUCCAACGGCCGGGAGCCCCGUGCGCCGGAUGGCAGCUUGCCCAACGGGAGUGGGGGCCGGCCGGGUUGUGCCUACCCUGGCAGCCCGGGUCCUGGGGCCCGGGCCAAGGACAAGAUCACCUGCGACUUGUACCAGCUCAUCAGCCCCUCUCGGGACGCCCUCCCCAGCAAUGUGGAGUUUCUGCUGGCGAGGGCGGAUGAGGCCAGCGAGGGUGAGACCCCAGCCCCCGCCAGGCCCGAGGACACCCCCCCGGCCCCCCCUCCACCCCCUGCCCGGGACUGUGGCGCGUCCGGCUUCCAUGUGGACGUGGUGGUGACGGGGGUGGUGGAUGAGUGCAUCUUCUUCGGCAAGGAUGGCACCAAAAACGUGAAGGAGGAGACGGUGUGCCUGACGGUCAGCCCCGAGGAGCCGCCCCCGCCUGGCCAGCUCUUCUUCCUCCAGCCCCGGGGACCGGAUGGGCCCCCCGAGCCACCGCCAGCCGACUCGCCCGCCACCGCACCCGGCCCGGACGAUGCUGAGGGGACGGUGGACACCUCCCUGUGCCGCCUGUACCGGCACGUGUCGCACGACUUCCUGGAAAUCCGCUUCAAGAUCCAGCGGUUGCUGGAGCCGCGACAGUACAUGCUGCUGCUACCUGAGCACGUGCUGGUCAAGAUCUUCAGCUUCCUGCCCACGCGGGCCCUGGCGGCCCUCAAGUGCACCUGCCACCACUUCAAGGGCAUCAUUGAGGCGUUCGGCGUGCGGGCCACAGACUCGCGCUGGAGCCGCGACCCGCUCUACCGCGAUGACCCUUGCAAGCAGUGCCGCAAGAGAUACGAGAAGGGCGAUGUGUCGCUCUGCCGCUGGCACCCCAAGCCCUACCACCACGACCUGCCUUAUGGACGUUCCUACUGGAUGUGCUGCCGCCGAGCCGAUCGCGAGACGCCCGGCUGCCGCCUGGGUCUGCACGAUAACAACUGGGUGUUGCCCUGCAAUGGGCCAGGCGGUGGGGGCGGCCGGGCUGGCCGGGAGGAGGGGAGGUGAAGCCGGGGGAGGGGGGGGGAAGAGCCCACCAUGCCCACCCCCGCCCCCUCCCCCUGGGAGCCGGGGUCAGGACUGGGUCACCAGCCCACCCCCUCAGCCCAGGCAGCGUUGAUCCCCCUCCAGAGCUGCGAUGGUGUUCAGGGGGGAUGACCCAAGAAAGCGCUCUGACUGACCCCUGCUGGUUUUCUACUCUUCAGACCCUCACGUAGGGUGUUUUUUUAUCAGCAUCUCAAUUUCUUCUCCAUUCAGCCCCAGCGCCCUCCCUGCCACUCUUCAUACCCCAGGGACCUACAAGCAGGGAGCAGACGGCAGCUAAUUUUGGUACUACUUAAGGGUUCCCCCAUUCUGGCCCCCUUCCGUGCCCUCCCCUCAGUUCUUUCUCUCUGGAGCUGUUUUUCUUUUCCCAAGAGGCUGCAGCACCCAGGGUUGGUACCCUUCCUAACCUACUACACCAGGGCUCACCUCCUCUUUAGGAAUUGGGGCCAUCAGAUCAAAGAUCACAUUUGGCAGUUUUCAUGGCCGCCUGCCAUUUCUAGACGUUUUCCCCAUUAAAACAAUAAAAAUCAGUUUUCUCCUUAACCUCAAGCUACCAGUCUCUCUACUUCCCCUAAAGGGGAAGAGGAGAAGAAAGUUGAAGCGCAGAAAUUCUCCUCCUCCCAGUAUUUAAGCUAUUGCCAUGACUCUCCCCCCUCCCCCCUGCAAAAAAGCUGUGAAGCCCUUUGCCUCGCUCUGGACAGCGUGGGGGGCCGGUGGGCAGGGACUGUGGGUUUGAAUUUCUGGGUUGUUUUUCCUUCCACUCUGGGUACUUGUUCAGGUGUUGGGGUCUCUCCACCCCCCAUCCACAUGUGUUUCUUUAGAAGCCUUUGGUCAACCAAAACCUGACCUUCAGGCAGUUUGAUCUGGGGUAUUUUUGUUUGUUCUGUUGGAGAUGUGUUUUUGUUGUUUUUUGUUUUGUUUUUGUUUUGGUUUUGGUUUUUCAUCCUUGUGGUUCUGGAAAGCUUCUAAUGUGUGGCAUCUGACCAAUUUUGAAUUGGUCCUUUCUAUAAAAUCAGUAUUUAUAAGGCUGG
Messenger RNA from Physeter macrocephalus (sperm whale), 4917 nucleotides. It is a transcript of the gene FBXO46, whose product is annotated as F-box protein 46. The record is from RefSeq and is a predicted model, not a curated record. The coding region runs from base 2033 to 3850 and encodes 605 amino acids. Lineage: Eukaryota; Metazoa; Chordata; Mammalia; Artiodactyla; Physeteridae. Gene Ontology annotation, molecular function: protein binding. The transcript is spliced from 2 exons.